Agrilus planipennis (emerald ash borer) is the source of this 2823-nucleotide messenger RNA. RefSeq names its product mediator of RNA polymerase II transcription subunit 16 (gene MED16). The record is from RefSeq and is a predicted model, not a curated record. Gene Ontology annotation, cellular component: mediator complex. The transcript is spliced from 11 exons. Bases 361 to 2784 code for a protein of 807 amino acids. NCBI's taxonomy places the organism in Eukaryota, Metazoa, Arthropoda, Insecta, Coleoptera, Buprestidae. Gene Ontology annotation, molecular function: protein binding. Gene Ontology annotation, biological process: positive regulation of DNA-templated transcription.
UUAAUGGCGUGUUUUAAUAAUUAUUUUAUUUAUUUAGAAAUAGUUAUGUUUGCAAUAAUGUUUAAAAGCAAAUUAAAUGUGUAACAAAAAGUAAACUAAAUUAAAACAACUUUGAUAACAUUUGAAAAGCAAAAUAUUUAAAAGUUACGCGCUACCUUUCUAUUGGUUAAUUUUUCAUGAUGGCUUCCCUUUCGUUUUUCUAACGAUCCACCACUUCGGUAAUAAUCGGAAUAAAACGUCAAAACACCAUAACCUGUAAAUAAUAAAGGUUAUUUUAGUUGUUUACAGUAAAUAAUGUGUUUAAAAAUAACAAUAAUCAUUUAAAAAACCUAAUUUGAGUGUAAAACAACAGGAUAAAUUAUGGACCACAUAUUUUCUCUCUUAAGGAAACCUUCAAAAAUUAUAAAUAUCUUAAAACAAGUUUUCUCGGUGAAUUCACAUUGCAUCUCAAUUUCAAGCAAAAAUGUUGUUGCAUUUAGUACAGAAAUAGAUAUCGACGAUAGUACUUCGCGAGCAUGGGGUUCUCACGUUUACAUUGCAGACUUAAACUGUCCAUGGUUUGUACACAAAAUCCUAUCAAAUUCGGUGUCGGUGUCAGUUUUACAAUGGGAUUUUGUAGGGGAUCUCCUUCUAGUAGGGGACGAGAAUGGAACAGUUCGAAUAUACAAAACUAAAGACCAUUUACUUAAUGAUUGGACCCUUGUCUUACAAACGGUUUUAUUAGGAGAACACAUAUUGGCAGCUGCAUUUUUUCAUUGUGGUGUUAAAAUAAAUCUGAAUCUAGAGAAAAAAGACAGUGCCUCUUAUUUAGAGAAAUUCCAACAUGUUAAGUUUUCAUCAUCAGUUAGACAAUUUGGAGGUCAUCCAGCCAAUGGUGUUUUAGUUUUAACAGUAACUGGCAUGCUAGGAGCUAUUUUGUUGCCUCAACCCAUCUCACAAACGCCUAUGAUAGUUGCAACUGAAAGUUUAGGAUCUAGUAGAGUUUUUAUUAAAACUGCUGAUAUAUGUUAUGGCAAAAAUGGUCACUUUUUGUUAGCUGUAAACAGUGGAAACAUUAUUUCGCCUGUGCAGUGUUAUAAGGUUCAAGUAAGAAAAGUUGAAGAGAAAUGUGUCAUAACCAGUCAAUCAGUUCCAAGUUUUUUCCUUUUUGAGGGGGGUAAAGAUACAAUGAUGGAAUUUAUGUGUAAAGAUCCUAGAAGUGAAGUAACAUGUCUAAAAUGGGUGUUAAGAGAGGAUGCAGAUUCACUAGUAGUUACUGCCAACAACGACAAUGGCAGCUGUCUUCAAAUAUGGGAAUUGAGAGAAAAAUCAUUGCCUGUGCACAAGUUAUUAUGUGGAAAUGAAACUCAAUAUUUCAAUACAGUUUUAUGGCAGUACCAAUCAAAUUUUCAAUACAAUCACAAGCUGGUGUCAAUAGCGACAAGCAAAUUAACUAUUUUAAAUAGCAUGUCUUGUGGUUAUAUCGUUGCAGCUUUUGCUGAUAACUCAUUACAUUGUCUGUAUCGCGAUUCAUUAAAAGUAAUCUCGAGCACCACUAUCAAUCUCAAUUAUAGACCUGGUGACGAUCACUCUAGUAAAUAUCUCAAAUUAAAUACGAAAAUCAAACAGAUAGACAUGUCGUGGUUAGGUCAUUUACUAUUAGUUAUCGAUACAGAAGGUCACUUGCACCUCUUCAAACUGCCCCCUCAAAUUGAAAGUUCGACUCCUUUAACAGUACCAUAUGUUACGACGAUGCUGGAAUAUUGUUUAGUGACAGGAUUGGACUGGCUGGAUUUGCUUUUGGCCAUGAGACCAGGGAUGUUGGACGCAUUAUGCGAAAGAUUCACAGAAAGUUUCAGCAGACAAACGCCAGCAGUACAACAAUUCUAUUACAAUCAAUAUCUCAACAUCAAAAUAUCUCUUUAUAGAUUAAGCAAUCAAGGAACAAGUAAAGUUAAUGAUCUUACGCAUUUACUUAUGCUGAAUAGUAUUUCUACAGCGUUCAAAAGCUUACUAAGGCCCAGUGAGGUGAGCAGCCAUGACAAAAGUCCUGCAGACUCUUUAGCAAACGUCAUUGCAGAGGGACAGAGCGACGUUGACAAAGUCCUAAUGCACUUAGAAGCGAAAGAGUUCACGGUGGAACCAUCAGCCCUUCAAAGCUUGCAACAGUUAAUUCAGUGGGUUGCUGAUUUAGCUUUGAACUUAUUAGCGCGUCUGCCUGAUAGCAGGCCAUCUGUGGGUAAACCGUACGAGAUUUUGAGAGACGUGAAAGCUAUAAAUACUCUAAGAGAACUACUGGUGCUUAUUAGAAUAUGGGGACUAUUGAGACCUGCUUGUUGGCCUGUCUUUACCAAAUCUGAUAACAGCCUUGAUGUUUUAGCCUUGCUAUUUCGAUUGUUAAGUCGAUUAGUACAAAAUAUUAACGAACCGGACGAGUCUUUAAUAGAUGAAUGUUGUCUAUUGCCAAGUCAAGUCCAAAUUCAACAGUUGCAACCUUCGUGCAACAACAGAGUGGCUCUUGCAUGUCCCCAGCUAUCACAACAAAUAUUACCUUUACACUUGGAAUUUCAAACAGAACCUGAAUGCUUAUCAAAUGUAACUGACUCGAUAAACAAUCAAUGGGUGGAUAGUAUACGGCAUAUUUACUUAGGUAAUAAACCACGAGUUGUGAAACAGUGUGUAAGAUGUGGAGGAACGGCUGCCAUUACCCCCUGCACUCGCACUGCAGCAAUUAGGGCUUGGAACCAACGUUGGUUACGAACAUGCCGAUGUGGAGGUCUAUGGAGAAUACACACGUAUACCUAAAAUUGUCCCUUAUUAUGAAACAAAAUAAACUAUGGANAU